CAUCACAACACCACAACACCACCCCCCCCCCAAAACCCCUAAAACCUUCCCAUUCAAGCCUCCAAUCUCGUGUGCACCUCGUCAUGUUUGUCGCGAGACAAGUAAUAUUGUGCUGUCAUUGUCGAUUUCACCUUGCAAAGCUUAACCGCCGACACGAUGCCUUUCUCCCUCGCUCGACGACCCAGGGCGAGCACGGAUGAGGACUCGAGGAGUCGCUCUGAUGAUUCUGAAAAACCUCGACGUCGCAAGACCUUGCGCGAUCUUCUCUUAAAGGGAUCAGGGAAGAAGCAAGACGCGUCAUCGGAUGCGUCCAGCGAUACAUCAAGAGCAUCUGCCACCUUCCCCAAACCAGAGAGCGCGCGGUCAUCAUGCAAUGUAGACAAACCUCUUCCUGCGCCGCCGGAUUCACAUGAAGGAGUCCAGCCUGCACAACCCAACGCCAUGUCUCCUGCAACCCCAGGCAAAAUACAAAGAAUUAUGCAUCCACUGAGCUGGGCAGACGUGCAGAACCUCUUCUCGGGCGCACCUCAAUUCUGCAUCAGUCGAAUUCCACAUCGUCAGCAUCACCCGGUGGUAGUGUUCCCAUGGAACCUGGAGCUUCAAGUGCGCGACGUAAGUGACUGCCUCAGGAUACAACAUCCGGCCCUAGCGGCGGCGACUCUGUCUCCCAAUCUCCCAAUUCCAGACUCAUCGGCCAGACCUCACACCGGAAAAUCUUCCGAGGCAGAAAAUGAUUAUGGUUGGCGUGGAGGGUUCGACUCUGGCAUCCACGAGCGACCAUGCAUGCUCAGCAGUCACGGCUCAGAACCUGGAACGGUGGGCUUCAUUCAUUUUCUCGAGAUGGAGGUGGCAGACACGCUCCAGAUUCCAGAAGCGCCCAGAAAGCGCAGUCAUGCAGAAGAUGAAGACACUGGACCAAAAGGGAGAGAGAACAUCCACUGGAACGAUUUCUUCCACCGCCGACAAGACAAGGGUGAAAAGGUUGGGAUACGUAGCAUCAACCUAAGCACCAUUGUUGAUCGCUUGCGCGAGCUGAGUGAUCUAUUUCAUACUGUGGGAGACGAUAAAUUAUACGGUGAAGUACUGGGGAAGCACACCCCCGAGCACCUCUACACUGAUCUCUUCACGAGAUUACUUUAUCCUCCAAGCCGCGUGGGAGAGCUCGAUGCAAACGAUCCAUACAGUCUGAAGGUACAAAUUGGAGGGCUGAUGAAGGUCCUAGGACUGCACGGGCUCUGGAUUGAUUUCAGCUCCGUCGAAUGGCGGAUCAAACUUGGUCAGAUUCUCUGGACAAAUUUCUCAGAGGAAAGCCAUGAAGCUCUCAGCGUAGAGGCAGAUUCGCCUGAACGUCACUGGCUGCUUCUUCAGAUUCUCUUGUCUUGCGAGCUGCUGCUCCGUCUGGACGUGGUUGUAAAGGGCACAAAUACUACGGUGCUGGAGGAGAUGCAUUUAACCAAGCACGAGAUUCACCACUUCAAUAAGCAUCGGACACGAAAGAUUGAUUGGGAUCUUAUCCUCGCGAGACGUUUUCUGGUCAAUGUCAAGGUGGUUCCGCAUAAGAUCAGCCCUCCACAACCGAAAAUGGCCAGACCUGGAUGGUUUUCGUCUUUGCUUCCUGACCACUCUUCAUCCUCAAAUGGGGGUAUCGCACAUUAUCUUCAUCCCAAUAGCCAUGAUGAGAAGCACGAUGUUUAUCAUGAUGCGACCUUUUGGCCUCGUCAUCCAGCAAGCCAGCUUUCUGGGCUCAUUCAUUUUGCCCGCAGCAUUGAGUGGCCGAACAUGGAUGUUUUGGAAACAAAACUGACAGAAAAGUUUGAGGCUUCGCCACUGGCGAACCCUGACGCGACGCCCGGACACAGCAUGGCAAGCACUCCUGCAGCGGCUACACCUGGAUCGACAAGGACGACACAGAGUAGCUACUUUUCAGGAGCGCCAGUCAGGCCACUGCCACAUCGUAAGCUAACUCAGCGCUCUCUACGUCUGUCCCCACAUCCAUCAUCGCUUGAUCCGGAGGCGGUCAACAUGGGCGGCUGGCUCAGUAGAUCAUGGUUCACCGGCUUCAUCUUACCGGGAGAAGCCAUGUCGCAUUUCUUGAUUUCGACCCUGCUAGAAAACGAUGGAGAAGCAGUUGAGAAAUUGGGUGACUCUGCCAAUCUGUAUGGCGGCUUUGCCUAUCAAGGCCGCAGUUUUUGGAGCAAAAGCUGCGUUGUGGGACGGGUGCUUGCGCCAAUGGAAGGUACAAAGGAAUGUGCAUGGUGGUUGAGUCUUCCCAUUGUUCCGCGUGGCUUCGAAGAUGGAUGGCUAGAUAUUGAAGCUAUUCCGAUGACGGGACACGGAAAAGCAAGAAUCGAGGAUGGCGAAAUCGUUUCCAAAUCCUCGCGGCUCCUUGGCAUGGGCAGUCUCGACAGUGGGAUCCUCCCGGGUGAUUUCACCCUACCGAUCGAUCCUCAUGCCGUACCUGGGCACUCUGAAAAUAUGGAAAUCCGCUUCGAGGAUUUAGCCCUGGACGCUGUUGAUGAAAAAGAGUCAAUGCUGGAAGGCGAAGAGGAUGACGGGAACGAAGAGUCCAGUGACGGGGGCGAAGAACAUGAUGAAGAGGAAGGAUCUGGACAUUCCGAGGAAGUUACCACUGAUGCGACAGAGCCGCCGCCCUUACGGACAUAUUCCGCUUGUAUCAACUUCUCAAUACACGACCUUUCGUCGUCUGGCGCCGAUUCUACAGAUGCCACGCCUCACAAUGUUGCCCUGCGCCUUUCACACGAUGUCUAUUUCGUCACAUCUUUUCCAUGUCACUACUCACCGCAUACGAAACUGAUUAGUCCGCCCAGCACACCAGGUGGAUCUUCCACAGUCCAUCAAACAGACGGAGACAACCUGGCACGGUCCCAGUCAGCACCAGUACCCCCUCCAACAUCUCCUUCGCCAGUCUCUAUCCCGCCGGUUGAGCAGACGCCUGCUGCAACCGUUAAAUCUCCUUUAGCGACACCGAUACCUUCGUCACAAGUGCUGGUUGAGACUAGCAAUAGUACUGCUUCAAAUAAUGUUACUUCUACCGCUCCUGCAUCCCAAUCUCUUCCUCAAACCUCGCAAGCUGGCACAGGCGCACUUGCAAACCUAUCCGACUCACCAUACCAUACUCCUCAUCAUGCAUCCUUCCGGCCACACCAUCCGCUACUUCACCUGAAUCAUCGUCUACCGGUUCAUCCCUUACAUAAUACUUACUCGUACGCUUUUAUCUCGCUGUCAACUCUCCUGUCGUCUGAUCUGUCCGAGAUCAAGGCGGCAAAGCCAUACUCACAGCAACAAGGCAUGCUCGGAACUCCAGACCGGCCACGAGGCGAAAAGAACGAAAAGGCAUUGCCGGUGACCAAAAUCAUUGAUGCUCGUGGCCCCGCGACAAACGAAGUCUUUGCCCGAGCCUGGUGUGCCCAUCAUGGAGUUGGCGCAGUCAUUGGCCGCAACGGACGUACCUGUCUUAGUUGCUGUGUACGCGAAGCCAAUGCCCUCGGUCUAGAAUUUGUCAUUCGCGUCUAGUCCAGUUCAAAUAUGUCAUCGUUGUGUCUUUUUCAGUUGAGACUGUCCAGCUGAGACGGUCCAGUUGAGA
Xylona heveae TC161 is the source of this 3604-nucleotide messenger RNA. RefSeq lists its product as hypothetical. Bases 157 to 3534 code for a protein of 1125 amino acids. The record is from RefSeq and is a predicted model, not a curated record. Lineage: Eukaryota; Fungi; Ascomycota; Xylonomycetes; Xylonales; Xylonaceae. The transcript has 2 exons.